AUGUGCCUUACACAAAGGUUAUGUGGAUUACCUCGGCCUAUACAACCGCCACCAUCUAUAAAAUACUCCAUUCCUGCGAAACCUGUCGUUACCGUAGGAAGACCCAUCGUUGACAAUUAUGAUACAAUACAAAUGACCAGAGUUCUGAAUCAACUCCAAGAUAAUCCUGUUAAGGAUGACUGUGGAUGUUUUUCUUCAGAAAUUAUAAGUAAAUUGAUAGAUGCGCUAGUCGUGUCUACAACAAUGCGAAACAAUGGGCGAAAUGAGGGCAAUUUGCUGAAUGUCGCUCUUGGUGACACGGAUUUAUUGGGUGUAUCUAUUUAA
Molecule: messenger RNA, 324 nt
Organism: Pieris macdunnoughi
Lineage: Eukaryota; Metazoa; Arthropoda; Insecta; Lepidoptera; Pieridae
Source: the annotation of a GenBank genome assembly